AUGAGUAAGCGAAGUGCCCUCGAAGAGGCGCCUGGGACGCCUUCAGCCAAGAAGCUUCAUUCCGAUGAUUCAGAUGAUUUGUACAUUGAUGACCCCGAAGACGAUGUCACGACUGCCCAUACUCCCGCGUCAAUGUACGAACCCGAUUCGCCUCAGACAGUCAACACUGCCGCCACGACUCCGAGACACAAGUUUCCCUCAGAUCUCAAAACCCUUGCUUGCACAUGGCCUGGCUGUCCCAAAACUUUCAAUCGACCUGCCAGACUAAGAGACCACCUCAACUCCCACACCAAUUCCCGACCAUUCAAGUGCCAAUACCAUGGCUGUGACAAGGAUUACAUCGAGGACAAGCAUCUAAAGCAACACAUCAAAGCCGUCCACACUCUCGAACGCAAACAUGUCUGUCCCAAGGAAGGUUGUGGCAAGAGCUUCGUCACUGGCACAAGACUCAAGCGUCACCAGGCCGUCCACGAAGGCGAGGAAAGGUUCCGCUGUCAAGAUUGCGGCCAGAGCUUCAGGAAGAAGGAGACACUGAACAAGCACGUCCGCAAAGAUCACCAAGGCCUACCAGCGCUCCAAUGUCCUGAAGAAGGCUGUCCAAGAGCCUUUGAUUCCAAAGCAACCCUCAAACGACACCGUGAGAGAGAGCACGGCGAGGCCAAGUUUUGGUGCGGCGAGUGUGGACUCAAGAAGAUGCCCAAUGGCACCGAGGAGCGUGUGGGAUUCACAACCGAGGUGCUUCUCCAGGCCCAUAUCCGCCAAGAGCACCAGAACUGCCUGUUCUGCGAUUUCAAGUCUGGCACACGCUGGGAGUUGGAGAAGCAUGUGGAAAUGUACCACUCUGGUCAGACGGUCGAGGACCGGAAGACGAUCGCAUGCCCCUACGCCGAGUGCAAAAAGAAGUUUACCAAGAAAUCCAAUCUCAACGCCCAUAUCCGAACCGCACACGAAGGCUUCCGCUUUGUCUGCGGUGAGGUGGAUCUCAGCAGCGCAGGGCUACAGGGCUGGACGAACGACCAAGGCUGCGGCGAUAAGUUCAGCACCAAGGUUCGCCUUGAAGAUCACAUCCGCUACAAGCAUCUCGGCCUAGAACGACCUAAGCUUUCUAAGCCUGGGCCUUCUCACCAACAAGUCGACCUCAUCGAUGAACUGUCAGGCGCUGCUAACCAAGCAGAGCGCAAGAUUGUCUGCCCUCAGUGCAACGAGGCCUUUAUCCGAUAUCACGACCUCGAUGUGCACGUUGAAGCCUAUCAUGGCGCACCAUCGCAAGCUGAUCCCGCCAUGUUCCUGUCCGAUAACCAGUUCGAUGCCAACUCGAUACCCUUUGGUAGCUUCCCCGGAACUCCGGCUUGGCCCGGUGCUACGCAGGAGGAUUACAUCUUUGCUGCCCAGAUGGACUAUGACACUCCCCAUGACGAAUGGCCCGAAGACGAGGCCAACAUUCUCCUCCUGGCCCGCGAUCCCCAGACACAAGAACCCUUGAUAGAUCCAGCCCUCGGCACUCUCUAG
This is a messenger RNA of Fusarium vanettenii 77-13-4, 1509 nucleotides long. RefSeq lists its product as uncharacterized. The record is from RefSeq and is a predicted model, not a curated record. The transcript is spliced from 2 exons. Lineage: Eukaryota; Fungi; Ascomycota; Sordariomycetes; Hypocreales; Nectriaceae. Gene Ontology annotation, molecular function: RNA polymerase II cis-regulatory region sequence-specific DNA binding; DNA-binding transcription factor activity. The coding region runs from base 1 to 1509 and encodes 502 amino acids. Gene Ontology annotation, biological process: regulation of transcription by RNA polymerase II.